Molecule: messenger RNA, 750 nt
Organism: Theileria orientalis strain Shintoku
Lineage: Eukaryota; Apicomplexa; Aconoidasida; Piroplasmida; Theileriidae
Exons: 7
Coding region: 1-750 (249 amino acids)
Biological process (GO): DNA damage response
Cellular component (GO): nucleus
Molecular function (GO): single-stranded DNA binding; metalloendopeptidase activity; polyubiquitin modification-dependent protein binding
Source: RefSeq, a predicted model, not a curated record
AUGAGUGAGGAUCCCGUCGAUGUGGAUUCACUUAAUUUAGAAGAUGAAUUCGAAGAAUUCGACCUCCACGAAUCAUUUUUAUAUUACAAUAACUUGUGCUUCGAUGGAUUCCUAGACAGAGUCACGGUUUCUUGGAGCAAAAGACUAACCUUGUCGGCGGGAGUGUGUGUAUACAAGAGAGAGGGCUACUGCGAAAUAAAGAUCAGUGAGUCCAUACUAAAGUACCGCACGACGAGAGAGUGCAAGGAAACACUGCUUCACGAGAUGAUCCACGCAUACCUGUUUCUUAACAGCCUCAGCUUCAACAGAGGACACGGAAAGGAGUUCAUAUGGCACAUGAAUCGCAUAAAUCAGAUUACCGGACUGAAUGUGACCGUGUUCCACGAGUUUCACGACGAGGUCGACUACCUGAGGAAGCACAUUUGGCGUUGCAACGGCCCCUGUAGGCUGAGGCCGCCCUAUUUCGGCUACAUCAAGAGGUCGAGAGACCUCGCUCCUGGGCCACGGGACUUUUGGUGGGAGCGCCAUCGUAGCAGCUGCGACGGCGAAUUUAUUAAGAUUGCCGGCAACUCAAGCAUAACCACCAGGAAGCGAGAGACCAGAAACAAGAAGAUCCACAACAACACUAUUGAGAAGUAUCUGACGUCGACAGCCACCGCCCCUAGGGACGGCGCAGAGAGGCCUCCUGACGACUCUGAAGGCUCAAGCGUAAGGCCGAUCGUCAUAAAGGAUAAAGAACAGUCUCAGUAA